Messenger RNA from Emericellopsis atlantica, 497 nucleotides. Its product is annotated as mitochondrial ribosomal subunit S27-domain-containing protein. Gene Ontology annotation, cellular component: mitochondrion. The transcript has 4 exons. The record is from RefSeq and is a predicted model, not a curated record. Lineage: Eukaryota; Fungi; Ascomycota; Sordariomycetes; Hypocreales; Bionectriaceae. The coding region runs from base 63 to 443 and encodes 126 amino acids.
UUUUGACGUGGACAACGGUUCACAACGAAAAGUUAACCACUGCGACAUUCGACUAUGCCAUCAUGAGUGUCCCACGAUCACGGAUGUUGGACCUGAUGAAGGCCCAAUGUCAGGUCUUUGCGACAACGUACAAUCCCGAUGGCCUUCGACUCGGCAACAAGGUCCUGCGCCAGCGACUUCGCGGGCCCGCGCUGGCGUCUUACUACCCGCGAAAGGUGGCAACGGUCAAGAUGAUGAAUCAAAUGUUCGGCAUGAAGGUCCCUAAGGGUACUGAGGAGAACGAGGAGACCGGCUCGUCAGACCGAAGUUUGGCAACCUGGGACGACGCCGAGGAGGACCGCACAACCUACGUCGAGGAAUUGAAGGCGAGAGGCAAGGGGAAUCCGAAGAAGAAGAAGGAAGCAGUUGUCAAAACCAAGGGCUUUGGAAAGAAGAAGAAAUAAGGACGACAAGCAGGCUCUGCAUUUAUGUCUGGCAUCACGCCAGACCCGACAUUA